ACAUUCACGCAUGUACGAAGUGUGGGCUGAGUGAGUCCCACUUACAUCACCACGCCGGCUGUGAUAAAACAGCGCAGCAGCAGCAGCAGCUCACCGUGGGGGGGAAACACACACUCACACACACUCACACACACACACCCUCGAGAGGCUGCAUUUUUCCUCAUCCACGAGCCCUGCGAGGACACGAGGAGGACACGAGCUGUGGACAUACAUUGACGCCAGGAGCGAUGAAGGAAGCAAGGAGUGUGCGCUGCAGCAUUAAGCUGUUCGUCCUGUGCCACGGCCUCCUGCAGUUGUCUCAGCUGCUGUACAGCUCUUACUUCAAGAGCACCAUCACCACAAUCGAGAGACGCUAUGGCCUGAGCAGCUACUCCUCUGGAACCAUUUCCUCUCUCCACGAGAUCAGUAACAGCAUCCUGAUCGUGUUUGUGAGCUACUUUGGAAAUCGGGUCCAUCGUCCCCGCGUCAUCGGAAUUGGCGGAAUAUUGAUGGCCAUCAGUGCCAUGAUCCUGACCUUACCUCACUUCGUAUCCCAGCCCUACGAAUACGACUCCGUUUUACACAAUCGCCAAGAUAUUUGCAACCUGCAUCAGAACUCGAGCGACACUGAGUCAUGUGGACGCGACGAGACCCGGCGUCUGACCGACACCAACAACCUGUGGAUGCUCAUGGCCACUGCUCAGCUGCUGUUUGGCGUGGGCUCGGUGCCGAUUCAGCCCUUUGGGAUUUCCUACAUUGAUGAUUUUGCAGGACCUGGAAACUCCGCUGUUUACAUAGCCAUCCUGUUUGCCGUAUCUGUUUUUGGACCUGCCAUUGGCUUCCUGAUGGGCUCAGUCAUUCUGCGGAUCUAUGUGGAUGUGGAUAAAUUUGGUUUUGGGGUCGAACAGGAGCUGAGGCCCGGUGAUCCUCGCUGGGUCGGGGCCUGGUGGAUGGGUCUGCUCAUCACCGCCGGCUGUCUUGCCCUCACCUCCAUCCCCUACUUCUUUUUCCCUCGCAGAAUGCCAAGAGAAAACAAUGUGAUUGCAAGUGAAAGUGACAUGAGCGUGGACUUAAAGAAGCCAGAUACCUCUUUACUCGAUUUCCUAAAAAUGUUUCCCAGGAUGUUUGUCCAUCUCCUGUUGAGCCCUCUCUUCCUGAUGCUGAUCCUGGCCCAGUGCUGCUUCUCCUCCGUGAUUGCUGGUCUCUCGACGUUCCUGAGCAAGUAUUUGGAGCGGCAGUACAGCGCUUCGCCUGCCUACAGCAGCUUGCUCUUUGGUGCUUUGAUUCUUCCAGCAGUAGCAGUGGGGAUGCUGGUUGGCGGGGUCAUCAUGAAGAAGGCGGGUCUUUCUUUAAAGACCAUCCCACGUUUCUCUGUGGUCAUGCUCACCAUAUCCACUCUCCUCUGUAUCCCGCUCUUCUUCAUGGGCUGUCCCACCCAUUCGGUCUCGGAGGUCAAUCACAACCAAAUUGUACAGGAUGGGUCACUACCCAAGUGUUACUCCAACUGCUCCUGUCCUUCCAGCGCCUUCAACCCUGUGUGUGGUUCUGACAACAUUGAGUACAUUUCUCCUUGUCAUGCGGGCUGUACCAACUUCACCAAAGACCCUGACAAAGGUCACCGGGUUCAGAUGUACACCAACUGUAGGUGUGUAUCUGGAAGCCAAAACCACGCCCGCCCGUCUCCCUGCCCAAACAGCUGCCCUCACUUACUUCUCCCCGUCAUCAUUGUCAUCGCUCUGGCAUCACUGAUCGCCUGCUUCACCCAUAACCCCAUGUACAUGAUGGUGCUCAGAUCUGUUCCCUCUGAAGAGAAGUCGUUUGCUAUAGGAAUCCAGUUCUUACUCAUGAGAGUAUUAGCCUGGUUACCUGCACCAGCUCUGUUCGGGAUGGCCAUUGAUACGUCGUGUAUCUGGUGGAAGCAAGUGUGUGGAAAGAAGUAUAGCUGUGGUUACUACGACAACGACAUCUUGAGGAACCGGUACUUUGGCUUACAGGUGGGUUACAAGGUCAUGGGCAUCUUGCUGCUGAUGAUGCUGGGGUGGAAAGUGCAGCGGACCCAGGAGUACAGUCUGGAGAAGAGGCCUGAGGGACUGCUGUGAUGCUGCUGAUCGUCUCUCUUGAUGGAAGCCUUGCUGGUUUCUGAAAGCUUUGCUGUGGCGUUAAACAUUUCUGGAGAACAGAGUGCAGAGUGAGAGGAGAGAGAGCCUGUAACAGUGGGAGGAAGCCACAAGCCAAGACAGGCCUACACUGACCUCAACUUCUGUCGGCCCACUUCUCUAUGUGGUGCUUCACUGGUUGGAGAAAAACAUACAUUUUCCAUAUGGGAACAUUUUGGUUGUUUUAAAGCUAAUGAACCCCUCAUUUCUAGUUAAGAGAGGAGAGCUGCAACGCCUCUCUUGAAUGGUACCUCACUAUGUUUAAUGUGGAUUUAAAGACCGGGACAACAGUCUCACCAAUGACAAAACAACAUAUUAUCUUCAUGUAUCGGUGUUCCUAUGAGGUAGGAACCUCUUUAGGUCUAUCUUGUCUAUCUUGCAAUGGGAACAUACACUGUAACUAAAUAUCUGUAUAGCUUAAUAUUUAAGUUUAUUUUAUAUAUAUAUAAAAAAGUUUGUCUCAUACACGGAGACAUCUGUGAUAACUUCUACACUUGUUUCAUAUAAAAUCACAUUUAACACUUGAUUUCAACCCAAUGCAAAUGAAACUUCAAAUAUAAAGUAUAUACACUGUUAUUCGUAAUUUUAAUUAACCAUAUGUAUAAUAUCUUCUGGUGUAGUUAUAUAGUUGAUAUUAGACUGGAGUGCGUAGAUGUGUAAGCAUUAAUGGCUAAUGAAUGAAUAAACAAAAAGUACAAUUAA
Solea solea (common sole) is the source of this 2837-nucleotide messenger RNA. It is a transcript of the gene slco2a1, whose product is annotated as solute carrier organic anion transporter family, member 2A1. The transcript has 14 exons. Bases 228 to 2078 code for a protein of 616 amino acids. Gene Ontology annotation, biological process: prostaglandin transport; sodium-independent organic anion transport; transmembrane transport. Gene Ontology annotation, cellular component: membrane. The record is from RefSeq and is a predicted model, not a curated record. NCBI's taxonomy places the organism in Eukaryota, Metazoa, Chordata, Actinopteri, Pleuronectiformes, Soleidae. Gene Ontology annotation, molecular function: prostaglandin transmembrane transporter activity; protein binding.